Penaeus vannamei (Pacific white shrimp) is the source of this 1394-nucleotide messenger RNA. Lineage: Eukaryota; Metazoa; Arthropoda; Malacostraca; Decapoda; Penaeidae. The record is from RefSeq and is a predicted model, not a curated record.
UUCUUUCGUGCAAUAGUCAUGAAUCUUUUAGUUGUUCCUCCUUCAGGCAAAGAUAAAGGAUACGCUUGGGUGGUGGUUUCGGCGGUAUUCCUAGUCAACCUGCUCGUUGCAGGAUACGUUAAGAGCUUCGGUAUUUUGUACAUCCUUAUCCUGGAGUCCUUCCCCGGCGCUUCCGGUGCUGCAGCAGGAUGGAUACUGGGACUUCUCGUAGGAUGCCGGGCCGCGGUGAUGGGAGCUUUCACAGUGAUGGUAGGUCCUCGUGCGUGUGUCAUCAUAGGCUCCCUGACCGUGACAGCUGGUCUGCUGGCUGCUGUUCCCGCUGUUUCCAUCGUGCAUAUUGCCUUUACUCUGGGAGCGCUUGUAGGCGUGGGGCUGUGCAUGAGCGAGACCCCGGGUUUCUUGGCGGUCACGGAUUACUUCCAAGACAAGCGGGCUUUGGCCAAUGGCUUCCGUGCCGCUGGGAAUCCCCUCGGUGGCGUCCUCUUUUCCCCUCUCGUCGUGGCGCUGCACCAGUAUUUUGGCCUCCAAGGCGCUCUCAUCCUCAUGGCCGGCAUCAUGCUCCACAUGGCCAUCCUCGGCGCGCUCAUGAGGCCCUUCCAGAUCCACCAGAAUCUCGUCCAAGCUGAGUUCUGGAAGGAUCAAGCUCGCCAAAAUACGCCCGGCUUGAGGGUCUCGUCCUCCCAGCAGAUCAAACCCUCGGACCAGAAGAGGAAGAAGAAGAAGCCACUGAACUUCCGCAUGCUGAAGAACCCCUCGUACUUGAUCUACCUCUUGAUGGUCAUGUGCGUCAACAUCGCCAUGCCCAACGCCCUCCUGUACACGCCUACUUAUGGGAAAUCAAUAGGACUAAGUGCCUAUGAGAAUUCGGUGAUCGCCUCGUACACUUCGGCAUGCGAUUUCGUCAUGAGGUUGCUGUGCGGAUGGACGUCGAGCCUGAAACUGUACGAAGCCCACCAUGGUCUCAUCGCCGGGCUUUUAGUCGGAGGAAUCGGAUGCCUGCUGACGCCUCUCUGCAACAACAUGUGGCAACUCCUGGGGGCUGCCACGUCGUUGUCCUUCUGCAUGGCCUUCUUCUGGACGCUCAUCAACACCCUCCUCGCUGACGAGUUCGGGGGCGACGCCAUGGCCAGCACGUGGGGCUUCUUCAGGAUGACGCAGGGGAUCUGUAGCUUCUUGUAUCCUUCGCUUAUAGGUCUGGUACUCGACGCAACGGGAGGUCUGACCAUCCCCUACCUCAUGAUGGGUUCGGCGCUGGUUCUCGGGGCAGGUGUCUUUAGCCUCCGCCCUCUCAUCGCCAGAAUCUCCGGUCCGAAGAAGGAACUGAACCCCCAGAGCUCUUCUUCGCUGAGAGGAGAACCAGCGGCUUAAGAUGUGGGAAGGAGGAAGGAGAAGGA